AUGCAAGUCUCAUUGAUCUACAAUUUAUUUGCUACCUGUAACUCAUGCGGAAUCAAGCUCCAAAAUGAAAAUCCUCGAAAACCUGGUUUCUACAAGCCACCUUCAGUGGGACCGAAGCUUGUCAAGCCUGAAGAUGAGGCUUUCAAUCGUCUCAUGGACGGUUUGCUGGCUGAUGAUCGCAAAUUAUUGUUGAAUUCAAGCGAUGCUACACGUCAACAAUCAACACAUGCAACCACUGCAAUAGCGACCAACCAAAAGAAGGAGGGUGCGAUCCAGUGUAUUAGAUGUCGUGAUGCUAUGUAUAAAUCGAAUUUUUCGUGGGAUGAAUUGCCAGUGGAAUCAAUAGAUAAAAUAAUGUCCACUAUUCCUCCAGAUGGAAAUAUAGUCUAUGUUGUUAAUGCAGUUGAUUUCCCAUUUUCCCUCAAUAGACUGAUAUUUAAGUAUCGCAAUCCAUCUCAAGUUACUUUCUUGAUUACCAAAUGUGACUUAUUGUUUCCAUCGGCUCAACUUAGUAACAAAUAUGGAGCCACCUUUUUUAAAGACUACUUGUCAAGAACACAUGGGGCUGACCCUGCAAAUAUACACGUAACUAGUGGUUUGAUAGACUGGAAUAUGAAGGAUAUUAUAAAGGCGUUGCCAAAUAAUAGUUAUAUGGUAGGAGGUGUCAACAGUGGAAAAUCAACGGUGAUAAAAUCCUUACUAUACACAAUAGAAAACAUGAAACCAAAUUACCUCAAUUCUAAAGAACAAACUAAACUAGAGAAGCAGCAAGAUAGAAUGAUCAACUCCAAAGCUAUCAAUAGACACCAGUUAAUUAAGUCAAAAAGAAAGAAUGAACAGAAUUUCAAAAUGGCCAAUGGCCCAGGAACAUCAUAUAUGCCUGGUUUUACUCGAGGACACAUUGUGUACGACAUAAACGGCAAGACAAUAGUUGAUGUUCCUGGUUUUUCUUCGAAUCAAACGCAUGGUAUAUAUGAAUACCUCACUCCUUCGAUAAUCAAAAUCCUAUCUAAAGGAGUCAAAGUGCAUAAAAGAGGAAUGUAUGAUUCGCAUUACGAAUCCGUUAGAAACGGACAGUUAGUUACUAUGGGAGGUUUAUUUUAUCUUUGUACUCCACAAAAUGCUGUUUAUCAAAUCAAAAAUUGUAUCAACCAUAAAUUACACGUAUUCAAAAGCAUGGAUAAAGCCAUUUCCAUAUUACAAAACAUAGAAAACAACAAAGCAUUGGAAAAAGUCUUCGUUGUUGACAAGAAGUCACUUGAUAGACUCCAAAAGUUUAUAAUACCUCCGUUUUACGGAAGCAUCGACCUUGUUAUCAAAAACUUGGGUCAUAUAAAUAUUACUCCUACUGGAAAAAAAAUUGACAACGAGCCUUUGGUCAUAUAUCUACCUGAAGGAGUAGAAGCCAUUAUUAGACAGCCUUUGACUAGAUAUAUUUCUAAGUCUUUAGCCGGAAGAGAUAAAAAUGGUAACCCGUUACGUAAGGAAUUAUGGAGAUCUAAGAGUGUUACCCAUUUACAUAGAUUCAAUGGCACAACUCCCUUUGCAAGCUCUUUAAUUCCAUCUACAGGUUCGGACAAUCUCCAAUGUAUAUCCGACUAUUUAUCUAAAUUAAACGGUACGCAAAUGACUUAUGAUAACAAUAUCCACCUUGAUGAUUCUAAUAAGUAUAAAUUCUGGGUUCAUGUAUAG
Molecule: messenger RNA, 1692 nt
Organism: Debaryomyces fabryi
Lineage: Eukaryota; Fungi; Ascomycota; Pichiomycetes; Serinales; Debaryomycetaceae
Exons: 1
Coding region: 1-1692 (563 amino acids)
Cellular component (GO): mitochondrion
Molecular function (GO): GTP binding
Source: RefSeq, a predicted model, not a curated record